AUGCGGCGUUUCCUGAGCAGAAAGGGCCGCUUCUCCCUGCGCCAGAGCAAGUCUGGAGCCCGGAGCGCCUCCAAGGACUUUUUUCUGGGCCUCCCCGCUACCAAUCAGAACUGGCCCGAAGCUUUCGGGUUCCGACUGGGCGGCGCCGGGCCCAGCUACAUUCUGUCCGUGGCGGAGGGGAGCAGCGCCUUCCUGGCGGGCCUGCAACCGGGUGACCAGGUGGUGGACAUCGAGGGCCAGGACGUGACCGACCUCAGCACCCCGGCGCUCGUCGCUCUGGCCCAGACCCUCAAGACGGUUCCGCCCAGCAUCGGCGUGGUGUCCCGCAUUGAACAGAUCAACAUCACUCCCGGUGCGGACGGUCGCUUCGGCUUCACGGUGGUGGGCGACAGCCCCCUGAUGGUGGAGGACUGCGAGGCCGACGGCGCCGCCGCUCGAGGCGGCCUGAAGGCGAGGGACUACGUGAUGGAGGUCAACGGCGUCCCGGUCAAGCGUCACGAGACGGCCGCCGCCGCCAUCAAGGCGGCGCGAGGUCGUCCGCUGCGGCUGGGGGUGCUCAGAGUGGCGGCGCGGCGACCCAAGAGGCUGAGCAGCAGCAUGAGGGUCCUCUCGCAGACCGGAGACAGCGUCAGGGAUAGUCGGGCCCACAAGGCCAUGGAGUUCAACAAGAAGGUGGAGGACGUUCUGGGCUCGGAGCCCGACGCCAAGGAGCGGCUGUUCGACGCCUUGAAGCGCUACGCCGUCGACCGCGACGUGGAGACUCUCGCCGAGGCCCUGCCGGACAUCCUGGCGAGCGAAGAGCAUCGGCAGCUCGUCGAAAGUGUCAGGAUCUUCAUUCCCAAGAAGCACCGGGAGCGUUUCGACGAGGUGGUUUCCCAGAGCCUGAUGAGUCGUUUGAAGGGGGGGCGGAGCUUCAGCGACCCCAGCCGCAGCCACCUGCGCCGCAGCCGCAGCGAGGACCACCCCGAGCACCUGCCGCCGGUCUCCGCGCGCGCCAGUUCCGUGCCGCGCACCCACGCGGAGGAAGGCUCCGCCCCUCCGUCCCGCGGGAUGAGAAAGACCACGUCUUUGAUCGCCGGACACUCGGGCGGCUCCGCUACAAACUGCAGGACGGUACGAGUGUGCAAGGGCAACAUGAGCUUCGGUUUCACUCUCCGAGGUCACGCUCCUGUGUGGAUCGAUUCAGUCAUCCCUGGGAGCGCAGCGGACAAGGCGGGCCUAAAACCGGGAGACCGCAUCAUGUUUCUCAACGGACUGGAUAUGAGGACCUCCUCCCACGAGAAGGUGGUGUCCAUGCUGCAGGGAAGCGGCGCCGUGCCCACCCUGGUGGUGGAGGACGGCCCGCCCUGCUUGGACACGUCGGAGCGGGACGUUCCCCCGGAUCGCGCUCGCUCCCCGGCGCUCAGCUCCCUGCAGUGGGUUGCCGAGAUCCUUCCGCCGAGCAUCCGAGUCCAGGGCCGCACCUUCGGGCAGCAGCUGGAGCACCUGCUGACCAUCCAAGAGAGAUACACCAUCUGCAAAGCUCUGGAGAACUUCUUUCAGCACAGGAACGUGGACACGCUGAUCGUGGACGUCUUCCCGGUGCUUGAUACGCCGGCCAAACAGGUGAUCUGGCAGUUUGUUUACCAGCUGCUGACGUAUGAAGAGCAAGAACACUGCCAGGACAAAAUUUCCCGCUUUCUAGGAUUCAAAGCGCCAGUUCCCUCCGCUCCUCAAGAGCCCGCCGAGGUGGCCCCCGAGCCCCAUCGCCGUAGCAGCUCCGUGAGGGUGACGGGCACCGCGUACAGGAGCAGUGUGAGGGGCCGGAGCUCAGAUGACCUGAUCAUUGGCACGCACUUGGGCAUGGGUUUCCGUGCAGACUCGCUAUUGGAGGCAGGAAUGAGGUUAACUCCAGGAGAAAGACAGUCUGGGGAUGGUACCUCGCUCCCCGAGACUCCAAACAACCUCACAAAUCUAUCGGCCGUGUACGCCGAACUGGAGAACAUGUACUCGGCCAAGAGGUCCAAGUCCCUGAAGACCCGCGCUCCUCCCGCCCCUGAGACUUUGCUGGAUAUGGAAGUUGGCCCGGCCUCGCGCGCCGCUUCCCCAACGUCGCCCGCUAUUGCAGGUGGCGGUAAAGGCCCUCCGCCUGCUCUAACCUGGCCAGAACCUCUCCCGAGUCCCCCGCCUUCCCAGAUGUACCCAUCAGCCCUGACGAGUCAGAACAGCGGGGAAUCCAACCCCUACAUGAGCCUGGACAGCCCGUCGGCAUCCCCGCCGGAAUAUCCCUCGAGUCCUCCGCCGCCGCGUGCCGGCAAACGUCGAUAUACUUUCUCCAAGCCGCCGCGGUCCGAAGACACAGAUCGUUUUCUGGACGCGCUGAGCGAGCAGCUGGGCCAGCGAGUUGCAAUAGUGGAUGACUUCCUGACGCCUGAAAAUGACUACGAAGAGGAUGUUUGUCAGAUGGCGUUGGCAGACGAUGAUGAUGAUGAUGAUGAUGAUAACGAUGAAGAGUUAGGGGCGGACGAAGAAGAAAGCGGAGGAUUUGCGGGUCCGGAGCUGAGCAGCCCGAGUGACAUCCAGAGUAGCAGCGGGGACGAUAACGCUUCCUCCCUCACCUAUUCCUCCUCUUCUGACCACAUCCCUCCACCGCCCAUGAGCCCUCCUCCGCCUCCGCCCGUUCAGUUCGACGAUUUGCCGGCUCCUCCGCCGCCUCCGUCUGCUCCCCCUCAAGCGCAAGGACUGCUUAGCUACACCCCUGAACACUCGCCAAGAGCUUACGUGCCCAUCCGCCGGAAAUCCGGACCGCCUCCCCCGCCUCCGCCCCGCGGCGAUCCGCCCCCCAAACGACACUCCUUGCAUAAAGUUCUUCCCGCGAAAGAGGAGCUACAGGUCCAGGCUGCCGUAAAAGAGCUGAAGGCCUAUCAAGAGCAGCAGUCUUACCGGAGAAGACCCUCCUAUGAGGAGCGACAAGCGUACGAAGAGCUGAUGGCCUUUGAGGAACAGAGGGCUUUCCAGGAGCAGCAGUCUUAUCAGGAGCAAAUGUUCAAGGAGAGACAAGCCUACGAGGAGCAAAAGGUUUUCCAGGAGCUGAAAGCGUUUGAAGAGCAAAUGCUGAAGGAACAAAAAGCCUUCCAAGAAAGACAAGAGCAAGCCUUCCAGGAACAAGAGGCUUACGAGGAGCAACUGAUGCAACAGAUCUACCAGAGCCACCACUCCAUGCCAACCCAGCCCACCCAGCAGAAAGCCCACUCGCCAUUGCCGCCGCUCCAGCAGCUCCACCAGUCCCUACCGCUGCUCCCCGCGCCAGAAUUCCUCAAUCACUCUAGUCAUCCUGUUUAUGCGAUGCGAGAAACGCAACAGCAGCAGCUGCCGCUGCCGCCUCACCAGGGCCACUACCACCCACGCCUGUCCCGUUCGGCCCCGCCUCCGCAUCGCCCGCCGCCUCUCCCCACGGUCGACCCGUGUGAGCAGUAUUACGAGGGCGUUUACCAAGGCCACCAAAGCCCCGGGUCCCAGGCUCACCAUUCUUCGGCCGAGAUGCUCCACCGUCCCUCGGCCGAGGCGCUCCUCCGGUUGCGACGGGCGCAGCAGGUCCACCAAGGGGAGAUGUUUCAGCAACCCGCCACCCAUUAUUCGUCGGCGGAAAUCUUCCCCCAAAUAGAGCAGUCCAAGAUGCACUGUUGCUCAAGUGAACUCCUCCAUCAAGCUCACCAAAUGUUGCAGAGACCGCCUCACCACUCGUCCACAGAACUUCUCCACCACCACUCGCCUACCGACCCGCUCCAUCAGCUCCGCCGCUCCUCCGCCGAGCUUCUACACCAGUCCCAUCAAACGCACCGGGAGAAACCCCGUCAUCACUCCUCGACCGAGCUGCUGCAUCAAAUCCAGCGAGAGGCGACCUCGCAAAUGAACCGGGAUGGCCAGAGCCGCAGGAGUCUUAAAAGUCAGAGCCAAGCGUCUUCACAAGGGCAGACGCCCGUCAAGCCGUCCCCCCAGAGGCCCCGUUCAAUUCAGCAGGCUCAGCGGCACUCGGGAACCCCUCGCAUUCACCAUAUCCACCAUAUGACCCCGCAACCUCUACCGCAGGACUACCGCCACCAGAUUCACGUGAUCCAUCCGCCCCAGCGACCCCAGAGAUCCCAGCCGCUCCUGUCGACGUUCCAGCCUCUGCGCCCCCCCGCGCCGUCCGCCGCCCAAACCGCCCGCCCCCAUUCCCAACCGUCCCAGCACUUGAUGCGGUCACAGCACGAGCCGGCGGCGAGUCCCCAGCCACGGUCGCUCCCCCAUUCUCUAUCCGACCCCGCGGAACACCGGGAGCCUCCGCCGGCGCCGCCGCUGCCUCCUCCCUGCUCUCCACCGCCCUUACCCAGGCCCACGCUCUCCAGAAUGGACUCUCAUCACUUGAGCGUCAAGAGGUUGCGCUGGGAGCAGGUGGAAAACUCGGAAGGCACCAUCUGGGGCCAGUUGGGCGCAAAUUCCGACCGCGAGAAACUGCAUGACAUGGUGAAGUAUUUGGAUCUGGAAAUGCACUUUGGGACACAGAAGGGAUCCCCGCUGGCUCCGGAGCCCUUACCGCAACUAGAAACAUUUAAGAAAAAGGACGUGAUUGAAAUUCUGUCCCAUAAGAAGGCCUACAAUGCAUCCAUUUUGAUAGCCCACCUGAAGCUGUCCCCCGGUGAGCUGCGUCAGGCGCUGAUGUGCACGAGCUCCGACAAACUAGAGCCGUCUCACAUCCAGCAGCUGCUGCUGUACGCCCCCGACGCAGAAGAGGUCCAAAAAUAUCAAGAGUACAGAGAUGACCCCGGUAAACUCAGCGAGCCGGACCAGUUUGUACUGCAGAUGUUGUCAGUGCCUGAGUACAAGACACGCCUGGAAAGCCUCUUGUUCAAGUGCUCUCUGCAGGAGAAGACGGAGGAGCUGAGGGGAGCCUACCAAUGCAUUAGCAAGGCCUCCUUGGAGCUGAAGAGCAGCAAGAAACUUGCCAAGAUUUUAGAGUUUGUGUUAGCCAUGGGCAACUACUUGAAUAACAGCCUGCCUAAAGCCAACAAGACGACCGGCUUCAAGAUCAACUUCCUGACAGAGUUGAGUACAACAAAGACAGUGGACGGGAAGUCCACAUUCCUGCACAUUCUUGUCAAGUCAUUGUGCCAUCACUUUCCCCAUGUGCUGGAUUUUUCUAAAGAUCUCACCAUGGUUCCGCUGGCAGCCAAAGUCAACCAGAGGACCGUCGCAUCGGAUGUGAAGGACCUCCACAGAAGCAUCCAGAACAUCCGCGCAGCCUGUCAGAAAAUGCCCGCGACGGCUGAGGACCGCUUCGCCACUGUCAUGAGUACUUUUUUGGAAAACAGCCAUCCGUCGGUGCAGUCUCUGGAGUCUCUCCAGCAGAGCUCCAUGGAAGAGUUUUCCGCAACGGCCUCCUACUUCGGCGAGGACGGCAAAAGCACCGACACGGAGGCCUUCUUCGGCAUAUUUGCCGAGUUCAUCGACAAGUUUGAGAGAGUUCUCAGUGAUCAGCAGGCGGCCGAGAAGAGUCCCAGAAGUCCUCGAUUGGCCUCCCCGCUAGGCUGGUAG
Molecule: messenger RNA, 5553 nt
Organism: Nerophis lumbriciformis (worm pipefish)
Lineage: Eukaryota; Metazoa; Chordata; Actinopteri; Syngnathiformes; Syngnathidae
Source: RefSeq, a predicted model, not a curated record